CUCACAUAGUUUCGGUUCUCUAGCACGUUCGUGAAACUUCGGAUUUCUCUCAAAAAUUGAAAUUAUAAAAAUCGAAGGGUUGUGUUUGGUUAGUCACAACAUGCUUGAUCUUCUGAUUUAGCGGCUGAAGUGGCGUUAAUACCAAAACGCAAAACUUCGGAAAUCUUCGCAAAUUCUUGCAGGGAACCGAAACUACGUGAGUUGUAGGCUUCCCAGAAACGUGGCUAUACAUGUAUAACUUAUUUUUACAUGUGUAGGGUGCAUUUGUUUUUAUAGUUUAAAAAACCGUACUACUGAACAUGUCUUCUAGGAAACAACUUUAAAUAUUAAAAGCAGUAGAUAAAGAAAAUAAAAAGACUGAUGUGGCUAAAAAGUUAGGUAUCUCCGAAUCAACAUUAUCCACAAUUCUCACCCAGCGAUCCAGUUUGGAAGACAAUAAAAUCACUGUAUCAGCCUCGAGUGGUGGGAGGGAGUCCGCACCGUAGGCACGUGUUUGCUGAGCCAUGCCUGGCCUAGCUGCUGGCACCAGCGUCCAACUGUUUCUCAUCAGCGCUCUACCUCUACCUUGACUCUUGUGGAGAUUGGCCGGCCUGCUGUUUGCUCGAGCCAAGUGUGAAGUGGUGCUGUGUUUGCUGCUGCUAUCUGCGUGCUCCCAGGAGAGCCCUGGCCCGCCUUAUCAGGCUCGGCCCUCGACACAGGCAGAUAGCGAGACUCUCACUGACAAGGCAUUACGCAGCAAACACUGCGCUUGGUGUGUGUGUGUGAGUGUGUGUGACGUGAGUAUUUUCAGCCAAACCAGCGAUGUGACUGGCCCAUUGUUCUAAAUAAAUAUUUUUAGCGUGCUUUUGGACUCUGGCAUGUAUUAUACAUAGAUGUAUAUGUUUUAAAAAAACUUUUAAAUAGUAAAAAUAUCAUAUUUAUUUUAUGUUAUGCAGCCUGAAAUAUUUAUUGAUUUGGGUUUUUAUAGUUUUCUACUAUAUUUGAGAGGGUUUGAGACACUAUAUUUUUAAGUAAUUUUUCUUCCAUACCCAUAAGUCAUGAUCAUGACAUAGACUAUUAAACAGUCGCAAUAACGAACGUGGUAUUUUCGUUUCUGCUCGCAUAUUUCCCAGAAUAAUAAGUAUUAAAAUUUUUUGCAUUUAAUAUGUCUUGAUUGGUAGGCAGGAGGGACGUGGGAAAGAAUAGGAAAAUAAUUGUCGUAGAUGCUAAUGCAGACAUUUGAUGUCAACUUUUGCACAUAAAACAUUAAUCCUUGAUGUACCUUCUUUGAAUGGUUAUUGCAAUGGGGAAGACUGAUUUAAAAUAUUUCAAUAGACAUACAACAUUGUUUGUUCGCUCUGUAUUUCACAGAGAAACCUCAAGAAUAGCAACAAAGAUGAAUACAUAAACACACUGGACACAAGCCAAAAUCAGCUGAUUACAAUGUAUAGAGAACUCUUACAGCACAGACAAACACUGUAGGAUGAGCUUAAGACUGGUAAAACAUGAACUGUAAAUACAGACAACCUUGGAUAACACAGCAGCAAACAGACGAAUCCAACAAUAAAGCUAAACAGAUAACCUAGACUUCAAGAUGACAACACAGGAACAUCUGCACACAAUGUCAACAUGUGUUGUCAUUGUGUUCUCUAGAUAAUCUGUUUAGUGUAAUCAUUGGGUUCAUCUGUCUAUUACUGUGUUUGUUCAAGGUUGGUUUUUUUUUAAAUGUAUUUUUUGCAAGUGACUCCAUGGGUUCAUACAUUUCCUUAAUAUCCUUAAAAAGUCUUUAAUUUGUCUUUAAUUGAAUAAGGGCCUUUAAAAAUUUUGAAAUUAAUGUGCAGUACAAUUUCAGGCCAAGUGAUUAGAUUUUAUGUAUACAAAUUUUUUUUUCUAUUUGUUUUUCAUAUUGAGCAUCUUAUAUUUACACUAAAAAGGUGUGUUUUACUGUCUUACUUUGAACUUAUAAAGCAAAUUUAAUUAAUGAUCAAAUUAAAUGAUAGGGUUGUCAAUUUCAAAUAGACACUAUGCUUGAGUUACAUAGUAUGGGCUUAUUUGUAAAAAUUGAACCAACCAACAAAAUUAAUUUUUUUGUGCAUUAACUGUUUAACAUUAUUUUUGUGAGGUAUUUUUUGAUAUCACAAGUGGUUUGUGCCUGUGUAUAGUGGUAAAGGGUUCCUUAAAAACUCCUUAAUGUGUGAUUGCACAAGAGGGUAAAAACCAUGGUCUCAUUGCUGUCAUCCCACAGUGUUUGUCUGAGUAAUAUUUUUUGACAUCCACGUAAUUCUCUAUGCCGUCGAGGUAUUUAACACUUGACAUCAGGUGAUUCUGGCGUUUCGCUGUGUGUGUUUAUGUGUUUAUCUUGCUGUCCAUUCUUGAGGUUUCUCUGUGACGUACAGAGUGAACCAGCACAGGCGUAUGUCCAUAAAGAAGUUUUAAAUCAUGAAUCAUUAAACUGAAGAGUGUAAAAAUGAUUAAAAGGAGUUGAAGUUUCAAAGUUCCACUGAAUAAGUUGAUUUUAAAUUUUCGUUCAAUACCAUAUUUAUCGGCCAAAGGGCCGCCCCCGCAUAUGGUUCGCAUCUGUAAUUUUGGCUUUAAAAAUCUAACAUCCCACUGUAAAAGCCCACCCCACACAAUGCCCAAUUUCUGUUAUACCUUUUUUUAUACAGGUGGGUAUAAAAGUGAGCAUAAAAGUUGGUUUACCAGAAGAGAAUAAAUAAUUCAUUUCUCCACACACGCAAUACAUAGAAUGCUGACAGACAGAAAACCAACCAACACAGUUCCUAAACAAAGCAACCUUUCGUGUUAGGAUCAAAAUGCUGCUGACCAUUUAACAAAAUACUGAAAAUAUAUUAAAAUUACAGCUGUUUAUUUUUAAUAUUAAUUAAUCUGGUGAAUGAUAUUUGAUAUUUUAUCUUCUACAUUUUACUUCCAAAAAAAUAACAAAUUUGGUUUAGUAUUUAAAAACAAAUUUAGAGCACUUUUGAAAUAAACGAGAUUGAAUUAUCCUUGGUAGGUUAGUUUCAAAUUCUAUUAAUAUAAAAUUAAAAGGAUGCAAGGGAAAUUGGGUUUGCUUUAAUGUGGUUUAUUUAUGAUUUUAUUUAAUUACCAUUUGUAACAUACAUAUCAACACCUUUAAAAGGUUAUGAGGAUAUGCAUGACCUACAUUUACAAAAAAACAGCACAUACAAAAUAAAGCAAAACAUUAAGAAAAACAGACAACAACACAAAUCAUCAAAAAUAAAAAAGAUAAACCACAUAAUACAGGAAACAACUUAUACAGGGAAGAACUUAUACAGGAUACAACUUAUAAGAUAAUAUGAAAUUCAUGAUUAUCUAAGUACGGUCAACUGGGGUGACUUUGUCUACCUUGGGUUGACUUUGUCCCACUACUUGGAAAAACAUUUACUUGAUGCUAUGUCCUUUACCAGUACGAAGAAACAAGAUGGCAAUCAUGGAUACCACUAGGUAGAGUUGGUAGUAUGAAUAAAAAAAUAAUGGGCGAUUGCAAUGUUUAUUUAUCUAUGGAUACUACUGCAGUUAUGUUAUUGUUUAUAUUUGGGGUCUUAAUAUCAUUGGAAAACUUUAUAUUGCAGCAGAUGGUUAUAAUUUAUUGAGAAAACUUGGAGCAGGAAACAAGCCACGAACAAGAUGCUGGCAGCGUGGCUGUUGCUGGUUAUCGCUGUGGGCUCGCUCUCCGGUGGGUGUGCCAGCCCCGGAUGCCUGGCUCGGGACUACGGGCACGGCAGCGUGGUGUGCGUGUGUAAUGCCGAGCACUGCGACGUGCCUGAGCCGCUGCCCCUGGGCCAGCUGGCUGCUGGGGCCGCCGCGCACUACGUCUCCUCCAAGGCCGGCGAGAGACUGGCGCUCGGCAUGGCGCGCUUCGCCCCGCUCCCCACGCUCGCGACCCAGGAGAAGGUGGCCACUUUGCGAGUGAACUACGACACUCGGUUCCAGGAGGUACUGGGGUUUGGAGGCGCAGUAACGGACUCCAGUGCAAUCCUCACACAUUCACUCAGUUCUGCUACUGCUGACUCACUCGUCAGGAGCUACUUUGGGGACGAGGGGAUAGGCUACACGUUCCUCCGCGUGCCCCUGGGAGGUUGCGACUUCUCCACCCACAAGUACCAGUACCUGGACGACCACCCCGGCGACGUCCACCUCAAACACUUCAACCUGUCUGCGGAGGACUUCGAGCACAAGAUCCCGUUCAUCAAGCGCGCCGUGCAAGUCAGCCCCGCCCCGGUGAAGCUGCUGGCCGCCUCGUGGUCCGCACCCGAGUGGAUGAAGUUUGUGGUCGACCCCACAACGAACGCCAGCAGCCUCAAGAAGGAAUACUACGAUGCCUACGCCGCGUACCACGUCAAGUUCCUGGAAAAGUACGCGGCGGAAGGCCUGGACUUCUGGGGCAUCACCCCCCAGAACGAGCCCACGGGCGGGCUGCGGUCCAGCCGCUGGAACAUGAUGGGCUGGCAGCCCGCGGAGAUGCGGCAGUUCCUCGCCCACAGCUUCUGCCCUGCCUUGCGGGCCGCGGGCUUCGACCACCUCAAGGUCAUGCUGGGGGACGACAACACGAACCGACUGUCUGCGUGGCAGAAGCUGUACAAGGACACGGUGCUGGACAAGUGCGUGUCCGGGAUGGCGGUCCACUGGUACACGGACGACGAGACGUCUCACAGCGUUCUGGAGCAAGUCCACCAGCAACACCCGGACAAGUUCCUGCUGUACACGGAGGCCUGCAUCGAAGAUGCUGUGGCAUUGGGUUCCUGGGAGAGAGGAGCUCGCUACAUCUCCAACAUCAUCCAGGUGCUGAGACACUGGGGGGUCGGCUGGGUGGACUGGAACCUGGUCCUGGACGAGCGAGGUGGCCCCAACUGGGCCGGCAACUUCGUGGACGCCCCUGUCGUCGCCAACGCCUCCGCUGACGAGUUCUACAAGCAGCCCAUGUUCUACGCGCUGGCCCACGUCUCGCGCUUCGUGCCGCCGGGCUCCGUGCGCGUGGGGCUGGAGGGGCCGCUGGAGGGGGCAGCCUUCCUCACCCCCGACCGCUCCACCGUCAUCGUGCUGCUCGGCAGGGCUGACGGCGAUACUGAGGCAGUGAUCAGCGAUGCUGAGCGAGGCAGCCUCUCCCUGCGAGUACCAGCCAACAGCAUGCACACAGUCGUCUACAAGCAGCAUGUGGACGUGCGAUCAGAACUGUAGCCCACGACGGCUGUACAUAUGCAGUUUGCACCAUCAAGUCUACCAAGCUGCGUGCAAGCUGCAACUUUACGAUUUAUGUCUGUUGUGUUACAGCCCUGAAAAUUUGCAUCUUCAAUAAAUUUUACAAAUUAUUAUUAUCAUCAAUUUCAAUACAUGCUAGUUUAUGAGUGCUACAUAGAAGGUUAUGUUUUAUUCUAUAAAUAUGUAUGAACUGAAAGUGAAACUGAUUGAUCUCAUAUACACCAGUAUUUCGUUACGUAUUAAACUUACAAUUGAAAUAACUGUAAAUCUUUAGAGAAACUAAAGUUUGUUAUAUUUUGUGCAAUAUUUUAUUUGGUUGUAAAUAAAGAAAAUUAUAAAUAG
Molecule: messenger RNA, 5541 nt
Organism: Bacillus rossius redtenbacheri
Lineage: Eukaryota; Metazoa; Arthropoda; Insecta; Phasmatodea; Bacillidae
Product: lysosomal acid glucosylceramidase-like
Exons: 13
Coding region: 3628-5178 (516 amino acids)
Biological process (GO): glucosylceramide catabolic process
Molecular function (GO): glucosylceramidase activity
Source: RefSeq, a predicted model, not a curated record